AUGAAGUUGGGCAGCGUGUUCAACCACAAGUUUGUGCUAGGCAGCUGUAACUUUAUCUUUAUGCUCUGCGGCAUUACGUUACUGUCCACGGGAUUCUACUUGUUCACUGACUCUCCCAGAAUCCUACUGUCUCGCUUGCUGAUAUCGGCUACUGAUCAGCAUCGCACACCGCUAUCAGAACUAGAACAACCGCUGUUCUACUACGUGGCCUUUGGGCUAACUACCGCAGGGCUCGUGGCCAUCAUUGCAUCUUUGCUCGGAUGCUGGGCGACAUGUAUGAACACUUACUGUGUGCUAACAAUGUACUUUCUGAUCAUACUUGCUCUCCUGAUCGCGGAGUUCGGUGUUUGUUUGAUGAUCACCGCGUGGCCCCAGUGUCUGGGGUUGAAUCUGAACGAAACGGCAAUGGUCAAAGCGCUGCAGGGAAGCUACGGGGUGCCGGGCCACGAGCAGUUUACCGCCGCGAUGGAUCUGGCCCAAACGAUCUUCGAAUGCUGUUCUAUAAAUACGAGUAUCAACUACGACACCUCUCUUUGGAAGCUUCAAAGUUUGGGCAAAAAAGAGCUUACCGUACCGCUGACCUGCUGCAAGCUGGAGAAUCGUUUCGAGUUUUCGGCUUACCUCGACCCGAUCCCGAUCAAUUCGACCCUCUGUCAAGCUCUGCAAGCACACGAUUAUGAAAAGAGUCGGCAUUUAGAUGGAUGCCUGCAUAAGAUCGAGGUGUGGUACAGGGAGCAGUACUUUCUUUUCCUGUGCGCCGGGCUGAUAGUGGCGGUGGUUGAGUUUUGCGUUCUGCUCAGUAUAAUUCUGAGUUGCACUAAGCUGCCGCGAAAAACUCCUCUGCCGGUCCGAGCGAAUCCUUUGCCUGCCAUUCCGAUCCCGGGAUUGCCAACGAACCGGCGGGUGCUGGACAACAUCUACGAGCACGACCUGCCGACACCGAUCCCGGUGACUACGCUCCGGCAGUCGUACAUUCAACCAAAGGAAUACACCAAACAUCGACAAGAUUUACCUUUUAACAGUAACACCCAUUACUAUCAGAUAUCCAAAAGCUACCUAGUUUAA
Molecule: messenger RNA, 1065 nt
Organism: Anopheles cruzii
Lineage: Eukaryota; Metazoa; Arthropoda; Insecta; Diptera; Culicidae
Gene: Tsp68C
Product: CD151 antigen
Exons: 4
Coding region: 1-1065 (354 amino acids)
Cellular component (GO): membrane
Source: RefSeq, a predicted model, not a curated record